UUUCGAGUUCCGCAGGCGCGUUACUGUGCAGCUGUCGCGCGCGUGGAAGGAAGUCCACGUCCACGUACAGUGUAAACGAUCAAGUGGAUUUGAAGGCAACCUUUUUAACCUUCUGUACUUCGUUACUACGACGCCAAAUAAGUCACGGUGCGCGUGCACGAUGGAGUCGGACGCGAGCCGCGUGUCGUCGCCGGACACGGACGCCGUGUUUCUGUCCACGCUGCGCCGCCCCGCGCACGCGCACGGCUUCCCGGGCGCCGUGUCGUCCACGCAGGGCGACUCCCCCACGCACCGUCCCCACGCGGGCGGGCCGUACCCCCACCACCACCACCACCACCACCACCACCACCCGCGCCAUCAUCAGCACCUGCAGGACGACGACGACGACGACGAUGACGACGACGACGACGCGCUUUCCGCGGCGGCGCGCGCGGCCUCCAAGAAGGAGCGCAAGUUGCUGUCCGAGAACGAGCUUCAGUCCAUCCGCCUGAAGAUCAACAGUCGCGAGCGCAAGCGCAUGCACGACCUGAACGUGGCUAUGGACGGUCUGCGCGAGGUCAUGCCCUACGCGCACGGGCCGUCCGUGCGCAAACUCUCCAAGAUCGCCACCUUGCUCCUGGCCAGGAACUACAUCCUCAUGCUCAGCUCCUCGCUGGAGGAGAUGAAGCGCCUGUUGGCGGACAUUUACGGCGGCGGGGGAGCAGGGGGAGCGGGGGCAGGAGGCGGCGGAGGGGCCGCGCACCACGCCGGCUUCCACGCUUCCAUGACGCACCCGCACCCACACCCGGCCGCGGUGGCGGCGGCGGUGGCUGCCGCGGGGCCGCACGGGGUGCACCACCCGCUGCUGCCGCCCCCUCCUCCGCCUCCGCCGCCCUCCGCCAGGGCCCCUGUACACGGACUCCUGAAGGCCCCCGCGCCCGGCCCGGGCCCGCUGGGGGCCGCCUUCCAGCACUGGGGGGUCGCCGCCGGGAUGCCGUGCCCGUGCAGCAUGUGCACGGUGCCGCGCCUGCAGGCGGGAGAGUCCAAGUGACGCCCCCCGGAUCCACCCCCCACCCCCUCACGAACUGCUUGUCCUCCCCGCGGGAAUAUGCUCCUCCGCUGGUGACAUGUAAAUAGUUGUACAGUCCAGCCACACGCACUGGAAAAAAGAAAAAGUCCUUUCAAUUGAAGUCAUUCCAACGCUCAUGUCGGUUGCACUUGAUUCAAAUGUGUUCACCUCACAUCGACAUUAUUCGAUUGUUUUCCAGGAAAACAGGGGCAAAUUGCGUUUGAAUCGUGCGCAACCGAUGGACAUGACCAAAUUAAGGACUUUUUUCUUCACUGCACGCACGGACACGUGCACGCGCGCUCUCCCUCUCUUUUCGUUUGGAUUUGCUCCCAGACACUUUGUGUAUUUUUUGUAAUAAAUGAUAAUAAAUGAAUGAAUGAAUAUUUAUUGACACGUGUCAUGUGACUCCACUAGAAAAUAAAAGUCCAAAAAAUGACAAUAUGAACAUGAAUGGUGACGUUUACUUUUUUCCGUUUCGAUUUCAAUAUGACAUUUUUUUUUGAUUUAAGUCUUAUUCCCUGAACCUUGAUUAUCUUCGAAAUUAAAAAAGAAAUAAAAUAAAUUCAUUGAUUGUCGUGUUUUCCCACAAUUGAUCUUGUCAAUUUAAUCAAGUUGACACGUUAAAAUGCAUCAUUUACGUUCAUUAUGGUUCAAUAAUUCUAAACAUUAAUAUCCCAAAUUACAUUUUUGCAUAAUUUUCAUUAUUCACGUCAUGUGCACACCAAUGUGUCACACAUUGAAUUUGUUUGUUUUGUGCAUAAGUCAUUAUGAAUAUUUAUAUUUCAUAAAUAAUUAUUAUCAUUCAAAGUCCUUGUUGUGAGUUUGGAGGUCACCCAAAGCAAUGGAACAUUUUCGGAUCAUUAAUAUUAAUAACCUCUAAAUCUCUUGAGGGUCAAAUUGAUAUGUAAUACUUCAAUACUAAGGCGACCAUAAGUAUCGCAUACUGUAUAUAAUAUAAACUAUGUAACGCAUCAAAAUCAUUUGUUGAACAUACCAAUCAGUCUUGCUCCUAUAAAUAUAAAAAUAAUAUCAAAAUAUUUUGACAUAUAAAUCAUGAUGUCAUUAUGAGGUUUUAUGGAAAUGUUCUUGUCAAUUUUAUGUUUAUGAUUAAUAUCCAUAAGUUAUUGUCUCAUACAAGCAAGACAUAAUAAAUAAACACAAAGAAAUAAUCAUCAUCAUUAUUAUUAUUAUUAUAAAAGAUGUGGAAAUGUUCGUUGUUUUCUGUAAGGUUUUAACAUGCUCAACAAUUUUAUUAAUAUCAAUAAUGGUAGAAUAGAAGUGAUUAUGAAUAACAAUGUUUCUCAGUUAACCUAAUUUGAUAAUACUGAUCAUAAAGUUAAUAAUGAUACUGUUACUGAGUAAAAAGGGAGCUUUUUAAAAAAAUACUGAAAUUCAAAUUACAUUCUAAUAAUAAUAAUAAUAAUAAGAAGAAGAAGAAAUCUCUUCAAUGGCUUCUCAUAUUAUCAUUUAGAUGUUUUCCUGUAAUACUAGUAUUACAAAUUUCAUUUUCAAUAUUGUUAUUAAAGAUGUAGGGAGGCAAGGAGCAUUUUAAAACUACAGAUUUUCUUUUGACAUUUUUCACAUUUUAUUAAUAAUAAAUAAUAGUCUUAGUAAUAAUAGUAGUGAUAAUAGUAUUGUUUCCCUAUCAUUAUGUUAAUUGUUAGAUUUAUUACUAAAGAUGAAACACGAGGAGCUUUUUAAACAUAACGGGGAAAAAACUUUGAAAGAUUUUCCACCUUUCAAAUGAGAACUGUACAUUUCCUUGAUGAAUGAAUGCACUUAAAAUUAUUCGUUAUGAAUAUUUUGCCCUUGUUAAUUAGUUGUAUUUAAUUGAGGAUUAUUUGAUUUGUGUGCUUCAGAAAAGCAUGUCAAAGGAAAAAAACAAAUGUUUAUUUCAAUGUUUGAUGAGCCUAGACAUGCCCCAAAACACACUUUCACAGUGCACACACACACCCACACACAUAUACGCAAUCACAUGUAUCACUUACUUCUUUCAUCUAUAACCGCUUCAUACAACAAAGAGCAUGAACGUGAUAUGUCUUUGUUUUAUGUUUUGUUUGUUUGUUUGUUUUUGCAUUGUUUUUGGUGACAGUGACCUCAUGGAAAAGUCAUUUCGGCCCUCUGUAUUUUUCACACAUAUUGAGGACUGACAUUAAAUGCUACCAUACCA
Messenger RNA from Phyllopteryx taeniolatus (common seadragon), 3218 nucleotides. It is a transcript of the gene olig2, whose product is annotated as oligodendrocyte lineage transcription factor 2. Gene Ontology annotation, molecular function: protein dimerization activity. The record is from RefSeq and is a predicted model, not a curated record. The transcript has 2 exons. Bases 161 to 1030 code for a protein of 289 amino acids. Lineage: Eukaryota; Metazoa; Chordata; Actinopteri; Syngnathiformes; Syngnathidae.